ACUAUUUAGCCCUCUUCUAUACACAAUCUCUCCCAAAAACCCUUUCUCUCACAUCUUCAUCCAAGUGGAACAAAAUUCCAAAUUCCCAAUGAAUCAACUGAUUCUCCCCUUUUCACUUCUCCUCUCUUUUUUCUGCUAUGUUGAAGCACAAUUACCCGCAGACGAGUACGACUCACCUUCACAAAAUUUCCAACCGAGCAUCGCAGCAGUGCUCGCGGUCCUGAUUAUAAUGUUUUUCCUAACCAUAGUUUUAUCCAUGUACACAGUAUGCUGCCACGGUACCAGGGCCGCCCGCAACAAUCGACGAACUCCCGAGGUGUUAGAGAGUUCGAUUCCACGAUCUUCUGGGGUCGACAGAAUAGUGAUCGAAUCGCUUCCUUUCUUCAAGUUCUCUGCCCUCAGAGGGCUAAGGGGAGGGCUGGAAUGCGCGGUCUGUCUCUCCAAAUUCGAAGACGUUGAAGUUCUCCGGUUGUUGCCAAAGUGCAAACACGCGUUUCACAUCAAUUGUGUCGAUCAGUGGCUUGAAAGCCACUCCAGUUGUCCUCUUUGUAGGCAGAGAAUCAGCGUUGAGGAUUUAACGGGCUCAAAUAGUUCGAGGGUUUUGUCGAGCCAGUCGGAGGUGAGGGAGGACUCGAACGUGGAGCUAUUUGUUCAGAGGGAGGAUAGCCGUCGACACGGGUCUUCAAGAUUUAGCAUUGGAAGCAGUUUUAGGAAAUUCGAAAAGGGUGUUGUUGUAAAGGAAGACGUGUUGCCAAUCCGCAAAGCUUGCGAAGGUCUUGAGGAAAAUGACAAGUUUCUGCAUAAACUCAACCACAAGAUUAUUAUGUCUGAUUCUGUGUUCAAGAGCAGGUGGAGCAAUCUUAGUUCCUCUGACCUUCUCUUCUUGAGUUCAGAAAUGCUUGGCGAUGUCUCAAGCAAUAGGUUUCCUCUUUUGGAUUCAAACACCCAAGAAAACUCUACCACAUGGGCGACUAACGAGGGUGAAAUCGCGAAGAUUAAGGAUGGCACGGGGAUGAAAAUGGAUUUCGAAACCAAGGUUGGCGAAUUAAACCAGAACGAUUCAUACCUGUUAUCGAGUGGUGGUAAUUCUUUGAAUCCAUCGAGGAAUUUGCAUCCGAACGAGAAGAGAUCGAUGUCGGAUAUCGUUGUUCAUUCAAGAUUCAAGGAAAUGGAUACGAGGAAUAACAGCGUCAGGGAAUCCUCUGUCCCGGAAAAUGCUGCCAAGGAGGAAAGAUUGAAGAGGCUUUGGUUGCCGAUUGCGCGAAAAACAGUUCAAUGGUAUGCUAGUAGAGAUAAAAAGUAUCGACAUUCAAAUUACACAAGACAAUCAUUGGAUGUGUAGCUUCAAUUUUCCGCCUCUCGAAAUUUGCGUUUGUUGAUGAUUUGGAGGUUGAAAUUCUUUUCAUUCUUUCGAAGAAAUGUUUUGCUUAGGUAGGGUGGUCACCCGGGUCCAUGAACAAAAAUUUGACUUUACAAUUAUGCCGGCUAAGGAAGCGUGGAUCUUUACUGAGUCAGGCUCAUGCCCAUUCUUUAUUGUUUGCACCUUGCGAGGGAAGAGAGAGAUUUGCCUUCAAUAUGUAAUUCAUUCCGUUAAUAGUCACAGUUUGUUUUGU
Molecule: messenger RNA, 1613 nt
Organism: Rhododendron vialii
Lineage: Eukaryota; Viridiplantae; Streptophyta; Magnoliopsida; Ericales; Ericaceae
Product: putative RING-H2 finger protein ATL12
Exons: 1
Coding region: 89-1342 (417 amino acids)
Source: RefSeq, a predicted model, not a curated record